Molecule: messenger RNA, 1638 nt
Organism: Aureobasidium melanogenum CBS 110374
Lineage: Eukaryota; Fungi; Ascomycota; Dothideomycetes; Dothideales; Saccotheciaceae
Product: MFS general substrate transporter
Exons: 4
Coding region: 1-1638 (545 amino acids)
Biological process (GO): transmembrane transport
Molecular function (GO): transmembrane transporter activity
Source: RefSeq, a predicted model, not a curated record
AUGCAAGACAAACAAGUUGCUGCAGAGGCAUCAAUUGUCGACCAAACCAAUCUGCUACCGAAAAGACAACUGCUCAUAGUCUUUGGCGUCCUAGCAAUCUCCUUGUUUAUAUGUUUCGUCGACCAGAAUGGCAUUGGUGUCAUAUUGCCAACCAUAUCUCGGGACCUUGACGCCACCGAUACCAUCUCUUGGGCUGGUACAUCAGCCUUGAUUGCGAACACAGUCUUUCAAGUUCUCUUUGGAAGAUUAUCUGAUCUUUUCGGAAGGAAAGUUGUUUUCCUUUCGGCAUUGAUCUUGCUCGCAAUUUGUGACCUGCUUUGCGGCUUCUCCCAAAAUGCCGUCAUGCUUUACAUCUUUCGUGCUCUUGCUGGUGUUGCCAACGGUGGUAUCACGAGCCUGUCCAUGAUGAUAGUGAGCGAUAUAGUCACUCUUAAGGAGCGAGGUAAAUACCAAGGAAUUUUGGGCGCCUGUGUAGGAUUAGGUAACAUGGUGGGACCUUUCAUCGCCGCAGCAUUUGCACAGCACUCCACAUGGCGAGGUCUUUUCUGGCUAGUCAGUCCACUUGCAGCACUUUGCUGUCUGGUAUGCUUUUUCGUCCUGCCUCCUUCAAAGCAGUCAUCAAAACUGGACUUCAGGAAUGUCAUCAAAAAGAUCGACUAUUGGGGCAUUCUUCUCGGGUCUGCAGCCAUCGUGCUCAUCUUGAUUCCCGUAUCUGGCGGUGGAAGCUACUUCGCAUGGAGCAGUCCUCUAGUCAUCUCAAUGCUGGCAGUUGGAGGUAUCUGUGCUCUGGCCUUUUUCUUUGUUGAACAUAAGAUUGCGUUACUUCCCAUGAUGCCUUUGUCACUAUUUACGAAUGCACCUGUAUGCGUGCUUCUCUUGCAGAACUUCCUGUUUGGUAUAGUCUAUUACUCGCAGCUCUACUAUCUCCCGCUCUUCUUCCAAAACGCGCGGCAAAUGUCAGCAAUCACAUCGGCUGCUCUUAUAUUGCCUAUUACCGCAGCACAGAUGACAUUGUCCAUCCUCUCAGGCCAAUAUAUAUCUAGACGGGAGCGAUACGGCGAAGUUAUCUGGGCAGGCUUCUUCCUCUGGACCCUUGGAGUUGGUCUUACUUGUAUCUUUGAUCGCGGCACGCCGAUAACUGCUAUCGUGGUUAUCUUGCUCAUUCAAGGGGCAGGUGUGGGUUUGAUUUUCCAGCCCAGUCUAGUUGCGUUGCAGGCUCACUGCUCCAAAGAGCAGCGUGCUGUGGUCAUAUCCAAUCGCAACUUCUUACGCAGUCUAGGCGGUGCAGUAGGUCUUGCAAUCUCUGCUGCUGCGCUGCAAAACUCUCUCGAAAAGGCCAUGCCUCCUGAGUUUUCGGCUUUCCUUUCAUCCUACGACACUCCGGACUUUGAGGCAUUGAGUGCUUCGCCAGAGCAGAUAGAAGCUGUUCUACAAGCCUAUGCUACAGCUAGCAGGACGGUGUUUAUUAUGAAUGCACCAUUCAUGGGACUCUGCCUCAUCGGCUGCAUUCUGAUCAAGGAUCGUGGACUGCAGCGCCCUAACGAAGUUCAGCAAAUCGCUUCGCGCGAAGACGUGGCUGAUGUAGCGGAGAAGAGACUUGAGGAUAAGGUGAUUGAUUUGGGUAUUUUGAACAUUUGA